Molecule: messenger RNA, 649 nt
Organism: Colletotrichum navitas
Lineage: Eukaryota; Fungi; Ascomycota; Sordariomycetes; Glomerellales; Glomerellaceae
Exons: 1
Coding region: 14-463 (149 amino acids)
Source: RefSeq, a predicted model, not a curated record
CCCCCCCCCCCCAAUGAUAUCGUCUCCACGAUGGCUACUAUUGGACAUCGUGGAGUCAAGGGAAGCCCCAGGUAAGAAAUCUGGGCCCUCUCUCGUAUCGUGGAGCCCCCGUCAAGAGGGGGGGAAGGGAAGGGAAUCCGAGGAAACGGCAGCCCCAUCCCUGGGCCUGGGCAGGGUUCACGAUGGUCAGCCCCGGUGCUUCUUAGCCGCGCCGCCCUCGUGGGUAAUGGUGGCCCAGUUGAGUGCGGAACCAAAGAGGGGGAAGGCCCGGGCCGAAGAUUUAUGGCCCUUCCACCCCGUCCAUCGGAUCCAUCACGCCCUGUCAUCAUCUCACGAUGCACCCGUUGUCUUGUCGCUCGCUUUGACAGGCGGGGUAGUAAGAUCGACAACAACAACAACGACCACCACCACCACCACCAACGUCACCACAUACGGCGCCAGAGCUCAAAAUAUUUGGUUGUAGGACUGCUUUUUUGUGCGUGGGUAAGCUCUUCAAAUUUUUGCUUUUAUUCUUGAUUUACAACACUCACUUCACAAUCGGUACGGUGUCGUUGAUACUCAUAAUUUGGACCAUUGGUCACAAAGCUGGCAUAGGGAGACAACUUUGAGGGCAGAGACAAAUCUCAAGGUGGACUGUGCCGGAAGAGUA